AUGCCUGACCGGGGAACACUACGCGGCGCCGUAGAUUUUAAAGAGCUGGAUUCUGCCUCCGAUAUCGACAAUGCACCCAAGGUUGGGUCCUCCGCAGAGUCGGACUACCUGGACAACUCUGGAGCAAGAAAACGACGACGAACAACACCUGUAGACGGUGACGCCGACUCACUAAACCCUGGCCCAAGCGAGGAUGAAGACGACAGCGGGGAUGACGAGCGGCGUCUCCAGACACUUCUCUCAACCAUCAAGGCACCGUCCCGAAUAAGGCGAGCAACAGAUCACAUCCAAGUUGAACGUGACGCCAGGAUCCAACCGCAGAAUCCAAUUCUGGCACCAACCGACCCGAACACAAGCUUCUCAAGCCUCCAAGUUCGACCAUGGCUCGUACAGUCACUUGCAAAUAUGGCUAUCAACCGGCCUACGGGUAUUCAGAAGGGCUGUAUACCUGAAAUUCUCAAGGGCCGAGAUUGCAUUGGUGGCAGCAGAACCGGCUCCGGAAAGACAGUCGCCUUUGCCGUUCCCAUAUUGCAAAAAUGGGCAGAGGAUCCCAGCGCUGUAUUUGGAGUCAUUUUGACGCCUACACGAGAACUGGCACUCCAGAUAUAUGAGCAGUUCAAGGCCAUUUCGUCUCCGCAGAGUUUGAAAGCUAUCCUAGUCACUGGUGGCUCCGACAUGCGACCUCAAGCCAUCGCCAUGGCGCGGCGACCACACCUCAUUAUCGCUACCCCUGGGCGAUUGGCGGAUCAUAUUCGAAGCUCUGGAGAGGACACCAUAUGUGGGUUGCGGCGAGUCCGUUUCGUUGUCCUCGACGAGGCUGAUCGGCUGCUUCAUGCAACUGGGCCCGGUAGCAUGCUGCCUGAUGUUGAGCAAUGCUUGUCGGUUUUGCCCCCUGCGGCGGAGCGGCAAACACUCUUGUUCACGGCAACGAUUACACCCGAAGUGAGAGCACUCAAGAAAAUGCCGCAGAAACCAGGGAAACAACCCGUCUUCGUGUGCGAGGUCGAUACCCAGAUGCUUGCUAUUCCGACAACCCUGCAUCAGACCCAUAUUCAGAUCCCCAUCACUCACAAGGAGCAUUAUCUGCAUGUUUUCCUCCUCACCGAAGGAAAUAAGAACAAGACCAUCAUCAUUUUCUGCAACAGAACGUCUACUGCAGAAUACCUGCACCAUCUUCUUCGACUUCUCGACCAUCGCGUCACGUCGUUGCACUCCAAACUUGCCCAACGGCAACGAAUUGACAACCUCGCCCGGUUCCGUGCGUCUGCAGCCCGCAUUCUGGUAGCGACAGAUGUUGCUGCACGAGGCCUGGAUAUCCCUGAAGUGAGCCUCGUUGUCAACUACGAUAUCCCCAGGGACCCGGGCGACUACAUCCACAGAGUCGGUCGUACUGCUCGUGCUGGACGCAAGGGCGAGUCCGCGACGUUUGUCGGACAACGAGAUGUCGAGCUUGUAUUGGCCAUUGAGAAGCGAGUAGGCAGACAGAUGGAUGCUUGGGGGGAAGAGGGUGUGAACUUGGAAACCAGAGUUAUUCGUGAUGCGCUAAAGGUCGUGAGUGAGAAGAAGAGAGAGGCCCUGCUGGAGGUCGAAGAGGGCAGAGAGGUUGGCGGCAAGCGAAAGAGAGCGAAGAUGAAGCUCCGAGCUGAGUAG
Molecule: messenger RNA, 1650 nt
Organism: Metarhizium album ARSEF 1941
Lineage: Eukaryota; Fungi; Ascomycota; Sordariomycetes; Hypocreales; Clavicipitaceae
Product: ATP-dependent RNA helicase DBP8
Exons: 1
Coding region: 1-1650 (549 amino acids)
Molecular function (GO): nucleic acid binding; ATP binding; RNA helicase activity
Source: RefSeq, a predicted model, not a curated record